Gigantopelta aegis is the source of this 8458-nucleotide messenger RNA. Its product is annotated as myb-like protein X. Lineage: Eukaryota; Metazoa; Mollusca; Gastropoda; Neomphalida; Peltospiridae. The transcript is spliced from 5 exons. The record is from RefSeq and is a predicted model, not a curated record. The coding region runs from base 185 to 5980 and encodes 1931 amino acids.
GUGCAGAACUACACAGACCAUGUGGGGGCGGCUCUCCACUCUGUGAAAUACAUUGAUUAUUACCUGAAACAAGGUCUUCAGACAGGGAAGAAAGAAUAUUCCAAGAGACUUCAGGAACUUAAACCAGCAAAGGUGACUGAGAAAUCAGAGGAAACACAUUCUGACAACCGUGCCGUAAUGUCGGAUGGAAAAAGGAACAAAACCAGUUCACAAAGGAACAAGAAGACGUUAUCACAGGAGAAGAACUGCUCAGAUUACAGCUGACCCUCUAUCUCUAGUGAGACGCGGGUCGUCCUCAUCCUCAGGUUCCUACACAAAUACCUCUUCUUCCUACAACUCCGACUUCACAACCUCUUACGUCUACAAAGAGUCUUCGUCAUCAUCCUUCUCAUGUACCCCACUGACUGCCUCCCACUACAGCUUAGUGGCCCCACUGUCGCCAAACACAUCACUUCCAACCAUCAAAACCGCCUGGAUGUCAACUCCAAGACCUUCCAGAGACCUGAUCCCCACACCGUACUCUUCCAGAGAUGAUAUUCCUGCAGGACACAACUUGUUUGACAACAGGCCAGUGUUUACCGAUGAAGACAGUAUUUCGUUGUCAUCAUUUGAUAGCAAGUUGUCAAAGUAUAUGACUUACGCACAAAAGUAUUACGACACAACCACGACUGAUUUGGUUUCGAGAUCCGAGACAGAAACAACUAAAAAGGACAUUAUGAGUGUUAGACCCAAACGUCAAGGAGCAAGACAGAACAUUACUGUGGUGAAAAAGGAUAAUGAAUCCAGUUUGAAAUGUACCUCCCUUAUUUGUGAUAAACAUGCCAACACAGAUUGCCUCUAUGAUGAGGAUUAUGAUGGCAGCGUUGACUCCAAAUGUUCAUCUGAAUACCGAGGUUAUGAUGAAGACAUCCAUCCACCAGAUCCCGACGCAUGGAGAGGCAAUCAAGGUGAAAGAAAGAAGUAUCUGAAAGAAGAAAGCAGGGGCUCUGUAACAGAAGAGUUCAUGGAUACCAAAUUUUCCUUAGUGACUGAGAAAGCAAAUUAUUAUAGAUCUGCAUAUGCUUAUGUUCCCGAGGAGCGUGGAAACGAACAAGAAGUUGGUGUUUUCGCUGAAGAUGGAGAUCCUUUCUAUGUUACUGCUGAGCAGUUGUCAGCUGAAAAAGAUAAGAUCCUUGAAAGCAUUGAUAAAACCUGUUCAUCAUCAAGAGGAGUUUUACCAAAAUUAAGGCAGUCAUGUUGGAGCAGUAGUGGAUUGAAUGCUGGUGUUGCAGAUCCUUUGGGUGAAGACGUUACUGAUGUAGGCAAACAAAAUGAACCUUUACCCCAUGGAAGAGGCAUCAGAAAAAGUGAUCAUCCAGAAGUAGAAACCGAAAGAUCUCUUUCCAGACUGAGCAGAGGCUCAUUUGAAAAAGACGUAUCUUUUGAUCAAAGACUGAAAGAUGACUUCUCCUUACCAGCAGAUCUUCCAGUAGGUGCUGAAUGUGAUGCAGUUGUAGCUAGUCAUCAUGUUCAGUCAGUCUCCGUAUCUCUUGAUCAAAGAAUGAAAGAUGACUUCUCCUUGCCAGCAGAUCUUCCAGUCAGUGCUGAAUAUGAUGCAGUUGGAACCAGUGGUCAUGUUCAGUCAGUCUCCAGUAGAGCAUCUGUAGAGAAGGAUAUUCCAGAUGAUCAACCACUUGAAGCACAAUACACUCCACGAAUUCCGUCACCUGUCCAGAGAGAAAAUGAGAAGAGAUGUGAAUCUAGUCUAAGCAGAGCAUCAAUUGGUCCUGUAUCAGAAAGUGAGCACAAUGGUUUGUCAUUACCAGAUAGGGCCAACACUGAUGAGCAGAUUGAAAUGGAGGAAAAGAGAUCAGAAUUUGAAGGCAGUCGAGAUAUAUUGCCUGUAUGUCCACCAUAUCAGGAGGAGACAAUUUCUGCUGAAAACGAUAAAGCAGCUGUAAAAUCUACAGAAAUUACAGAUUAUGUUCCAAUGGUAAUCCUUGAAUCUAUUAGAUCUGAUUUUGAGAAAUCACCCGAAAAGAGAAUGCAGAUGCAUGAUGAUUCAGAAAUAAAAAGCUAUCCUGCUGAAAACUACGUGCCCUCUCCAAGAUCCAAGAACAUUUCUGCUGAUAAACCAAAAGUUGUGGUUGACUUGGAACAAAAGAAGAAAAAAGAAAAUGUAACUGUUAGUCUUCAUAGUGAUCUUACAUCAGUUGAUACAUCUACUAGGGAAACACCGAAAACACCAUCAGACAAGGGCCCACAAAAGCAGACAGAUUACCCAGACUCUACAGAACCAGUAAAAACAUUAGAUUCUGUCAGCAGUACAAGACUAGUCAAGUCUGUAGACAGCAGAAGUGAAAGUCAUGCAGAUAUGUUGAAAGAUAACACCAUGGACAAUAUUCCAGAUUCAAAUGAUGUCAAGCAAGAAAGACGACAUUCAUCUGCUAGCAUUAUGUCUCUUAAUAGCUCAGAUUUAGGUGAUCUAAAGCCAGGCGGCAUCCCAGCUCCUUCGAGGAAAAGUUUGAAAGAAAUUAUGCUUAAAACAGAUUUAGAAAAGGGAAACAGUAGAUCAUCCUCAAUGGCAAGUUUUGCUUCAUCAAGAGGAGCAGACAGUGAAAAGAUCUCUGACACAAGUGGUAUGUCUGUAAAUUCUCGCAUUUGCUCUGAAAGCAAAACACCAAGCAGGGGAUCAGACAGUCUGCAGAGCAGCUUACUGUCAUCAAGUUCCAGUAAGAUAUCAGUGAAGAAGAAGCUCCUGCCUCUGGAUACCCAUUUAUUGUCAUCCUCUGGACAAACACUGACUAGAGGUGUUGAAUCAAGAAAACAAAGAAUGAGAAAGCAUAGAUCCAGCAGUAGUAAAAUAUCGACACAGUCAUCAACAGAAGAAGAAACAACUAGUCAGCAGACUUCAGUUAGAGUGUUAGGAGAUGAGAAAAUAACUACUGAAGAAAUGGAUGUUGGAACUAAAUCCAUCAGUCAGCUUUCAUCCUCAGAAACAUUAACACAAGAGCCGGAAAAAGAAAGUGCAGAUACCCAGCAAACUCCUGAUGUGAUUGUGACCACAGAUAGUAUAGAACAUGUAGUUGCAAUCAGGUUUUUAGAAGAUAUGCAAGCUAGUUCUGUUGACAGACAGACACAGAAAGAAGACAUUACAUCAAAUGUGACCUCUGACUCGGCCGUAAAUGACAAUCCUACUUUUAGUUCUACCUCCAGUGAAACGACUGACAAGGAUGAUACAGAACAAGGCUCCAUGAUAGCAGUACGCUGGAGCACUACCUCAAAAGAUGACCUCGGCUCCACAGACGUUAGUACAGACGUCAGUACAUCUUUAACAUCGUCUACAUUUUCUGAUCAUACCGAUAUUUCUAGAGGUACUGAGAAUGAAGUUGAGGGUCUAGUUAUUGAUAUUAACAGUAAACGCCCUCUGACUGAAUGUAGUUUGGAACAGAAAAAAAUCCCAGAAAUGCGUAUUCAAACAUUAAAAUCUGAAACUGAUAUCCAGAUAUUGUCAGAAAAAGUGGAAAGUGAUGGACCUUGCACAAAUGUGGAAUUGACAUUUAAAACAGCAGUGCCUUUUAUUAAUGGAAAUGACCAAAGUGUUUUAUUAGAUACUGAUAUAUCAGAAUUUGAUAAAAAGCCAGAUUUUGUGCUCUGUUCAUCAACAAGGAGUAGCCCAAGAAGUGUGUCUGCUGUGGAGCAGGUGCAAGAUAACCAGUUCACGGUUGACAUCCAUGCAGGAAUUCCAGUAUUGGUGUGUAGCAGAGGCUCUGAAAUGGGGGACACCUCAGACAGUGAAAGUCAGCUAGAGGAGGUGGCUCUCCAGCUGCAAGCAUUGCACCAGAAACAAGCAGGACCAGUGUCUUCAAGAGAAUUAAGUCCAAGAGUUGAAAGUCGUUCAUCAUCAAAUCUCAGCCAAGCUUCUUUGACAAAAGUGAACCUUCAACAAAAGGAAAUGGAAACAACUGCUGUUCCAUGUAUCAAAGAUGACUAUGAAAGGCCUACCAUUCUACCAACUCUGUCGUUACAUUCCACUGCUGCUGAUACUACCAAGGAGAUGGUAACAGGUGAACCCUUAUCUCUUCUGGACUCUGCCAAAUAUGAAGACACUGCAUAUGCUCAUCCAGUUGGAAAGGUUUUUAAUCUGCAGGAUGACCAAGAUGUAAAGGGAAUUGUUGUUGAUCUGAAGGAACAAGAUCCAGAGAGAAUGGAGGUUAAUAUGAAAGACUAUGAUCCAGCUGGAAUGAUUUUUGAUGUAACUGAAGAAGACCCAUGGGGAUUGGUUUUUGAUCUGAAGGAACAGGAUUCAGAAAGGGGAGAAAUUGUCAAUCAUGAAGAAUCCGAUCAUGAAGACCACACUGAAAAUGUAAAUGCAUCUCCUGAUUUUGAAAAGAAAAAUGAAUAUCGGACAAAAUUUGAAGAAAUGGGUGAUGUUCAACCAAUCAACACAGGGGUUAUUGAAGAUAGUCUGCCUGAGCUGGAAGACAGAGGGGAGCUUUCACAUUUUUCAGACAAUGGUAUUUUUGUCAGUGGGGAAGACCAGUCCUCUCUUAAUAUGGUAUAUAAAGUGGACAACACUAACAUUCCAGAGGAACUGAGUGAGAAAUUGGAACCAGAAGCAAUCAGUGCAGCUGGGAAGAAUGAUGAAGUGCAUGCAUGCACAACAAAUACUACAAAUGUAGAAACUAUUUUAAAGAAUGAGAUUCAACCUUCAGCUGAUGCUGAAACUUCAUCUGAUGUUUUGGAUUCCACUAAAGAAUCACAAUUCAAGGACGAUGAUAUUUUGAUACAGGCUUUGGCCAGUACAAUUAAGGCAAAUAUCCAGAAGAUUUCUGUUAGUGAAGUUAAAACAUUUGAAGAACCAUCAUCCAAAGAGGCAACAAAUGAUGAUACUUUCAUAGAUAUUGGAAAUGUUUCUUUAGUAAAUGGAACUAGCCAGGAUCAAACAGAAGCAUAUAUUUGUGUUGAAUUUCAGGAAUCGGUACAAGAUAAAGAACAUCCAGGCAUGAUUGACGCUAAAUCCUCUGACCAAGGUAGCAAUGAAAUAUUGCUAAUAAAUCUCUAUGUAGACGGUAAAAAUUUGGAUCAAGAUUUUGUUCAACAACAAAAUGGUAAUGUUCAGGUUACAUCAACACCAGAAACAAGAAUAAGUGAGCAAAGUAUUUCAAGUGCUCCACAGAAUAUAACAAGUCAAGAAAUAUAUGAUGCCACUUUCAUGACAGCACUGCCCAUUCAACAAAGUCUUGAUGAAAAUGAAAUUGUAAAUAAGAUCCUUAUUUCACAUUCACCAAACACGGAUCUAAAUGAGCCAGCUAUUCCAGAUUCCUCACCAUUAGAUGUUGAACAGACUGCUUCGCUUUUGCACGAAGAUAAUUCAACUUCAGUAAAACUGACACCACUGCAUGAUAUGACACUUAUUAAAAAGAUGGAAGAAAAUGUACAAGAUUUUGUUUGUUCAUCUCAGAUGGAAAGUCCAGAAUUCCAAACAACCCAGAGUGAAAUGCCUGAACAAGAAAUGGACAAACAAAAAGACACAAUUGCACCUUCACCACGAGCAUGGAACAUGAUACAAGAAUGUCCACCUGAGACGCACCUGGCAAAAAUAGAGUCUUUUUUAGAAGUGAAAACAUAUCAACAACAUCAAAUAUAUCAAGAUAUCAUUUCACCAAAAAGUGAAAUAUGCGAACAAGACAUGAAAUCUGUACUAACAACAGAAAAAUCACCACCUGCAUCUGAAGAAUAUUCACAAAAUGAAAUAAAGAGAGAUGAAUCUUCACAAGACCAGAUGGAACAAGACGUAGCUUCACCAGAAGCAGAACAAUCUCCACAAAAUCAGAUCAAGCAAGAUGUUGCCCUUUUCCCACAGACAGAUACACCUUCAUACAACGUGGUGGAUUUGAACAUUACUCCUUUACCUCAGACAGACAGAUCUUCAAGUGUCAAAAUAAAGCAAGACAUCGCCCCUCCACCAGAGAUAGACAAACCUUCACAAGAUAGUUGAAACAAGAUGUCAUCCCUUCACCACUGACAGACAAAUUUACACAAGACCGGUUGGAGCAAAAUAUCAUCCCUUCACCACAGACAGACAAACCUUCACCACUAACAGACAAAUCAUCACCACAGACGGACACACCUUCACCACUAACAGACACACCUUCACCACAGAUUGACAAACCAUCACCACAGAUAGACAGACCUUUACCACAGACAGACAAACCAUCACCAGAAAUAGAUAUACCUUCACUACAGACAGACAUACCUUCAUCACAGAUUGACAAACCAUCACCACAGAUCGACAAACCACCACCACAGAUCGACAAACCUUUACCACAGACAGACAAACCAUCACCACAAAUAGAUAGACCUUCAUUACAGACAGACAUACCUUCAUCACAGAUGGAGAAAGUAACACCAUAGAUAGACAAACCAUCACCACAGACAGACACACUUUCACAAGGUAAUUUGAGGCAAGAUGUCAUUCCUUGACCACACACUGACAAACAUCGCUAAUAACACACAAAUGUUUACCAUUGACAGAUAAACCAUCACAAGACUGUUUGAAGCAAGUCAUCAUUCCUUCACCACAGAUGGACAAACCAUCACCACUGACACAAACCUUCACCACUGACAGACAAACCUUCACCACCAACAGACAUACCUUUACCAUUGACAGGCAAACCUUCACCACAGACAGACAUGCACACACCUCUGCUAGACAAACCUUCACAAGACUGUUUGAAGCAAGUCGUCAUUCCUUCACCACAGAUGGACAAACUAUUUAGAGCAAACCACCAAAUCUUCAUCACUGACAAACUUUUAUCACUUGAUGGACAAACCUUUAAAAGAUCAUGUGGAACAAGAUACCAUUCCUUCAUCACAGACGGACACACCCUUGGGGACAGAAAAAUCUCCACAAGAUCAAGAAAAGCAAGAUGUGACUACCUUGUUGUGUGCAGACAAACCUUGACAAGACCUUCACUACAUGCAGGAACUUUGUCACUAACAAGAAGAAAAGACCAAAUUAAAUGAGACAUCACAAAUCACCCUUGCACUUGAAAAUUGGAGGAAAACUCGUCACCAACAGAACUGUUGUUGACAAAUCAACUGAAGCAAAAUAUUACCUCCAUCACAUAUGUAUAAUUCAGACAACAUAAUGGACAAAUGUUGUGGAAAUGCUGCAGCCAGAAAUAACAUUAAAUAAUUUUCAAUUCAAAUAAACAAGUAACAAUAGUUAUACAGUUGAAUAUCAAACAAAUAUAUUGAUGGUGGUCACAAUUUUCUUUGAGGAUUAGAAAAAAUGAGGUGUGGAAAUUGUAGGUGGUGAAAUUAGAUGCGGCAUGUGAUAUUACAUAUGUAUUACUAAUUAUUAUGUGGUUUGUAACAUAGGUGGGAAUGUAUUGUAUACUGUGGUAAUGCAUUACCAGUUAAUAUUUGCAUCAUGCAUGUUGUUAUUAUUAACGCAAUGUAAAAUUUGUCAGGGACAGUGUUUUAAUAGUUAUAAGUAUUGUAACAUGAUAUUGUUAUUGGUUUUGCUGUUCAGCACAUUUUGCAAAUUUAUAUCAAUGUUGUUUUUUGGUUUUUUAAUUUUGAAAACCAUGUCUGUUGUAGAAUUAAUUUGUUCCAUUGUGAUAAUUGUUCGAUACAUGAAACAGCAUGUUUACAAAUCUACAUUUGCUUGCAGGAAGCAUGUUUGUUAAUAUUUUCAAAUCAUUACUUGCUGCUUUUGACAUUGUAUUUUUAUAAUACUUAUUUGCACUGAUAUAAUUCUCAAAUAAAACAUAUUGUUAUAGAAAUAUUAGUAGCAACUCCUACCCCACUAUGAUUUUUUUUUAAAGUCAAACAUCCCAGCCUCUCUGUUGGCGAUGUCUUUGCAAUAAUAAUACUACAUUGUAGUAUGGUGUAUUUUAAUGGGCAUCACAUUUCCAUCAACGGGCCAACAUUAAUGUCACAACAAAAACAGUUUCAAUUAUAAGACAGUUAUUUAUUGCCUGGUCGAUACAACGAGAUUCGUCUUUGAAUGAUGUCCACAAUUUUCUUUGAGGAUUUGAUGUUUCUGUGUCCACUUUGAAGUGUGUAGUUUUAUACAUUCAUUGUCAAUAGAAAGUGUGUGUGUGUGAGAGAGAGAGAGAGAGAGAGAGAGAGACUGAUGCCAUUAUUUUAUUCUUCACAAUUUUGUUUUCUUUCUUUCAUGGUUGCAUAACUAAUCAUAUUAUUAUAAUUUAUUUUAGUUUUAUUUACGGUACUGAGGUCGACCUUUAACCAGAAGAUAACCAUAUUUUUAUAACCACAAAAAUUUCAGGGUCUUUCACUUUUACGCCGCCUUUUUAAUCAAACUAUAUACAUCUUCUAUUUAAACAUUUGACGAAGCACAGUUGUGAUUAUGGAUAUGUGUCACUAUGAAAUUAGUGAUUGUGAUUGUUUCUAAUGAUAUACUAUUGAAUUUUUGUUUUGCUGUGCUAAUAAAACUGUUAUUAACCUA